GGCGACAUUAUGAACUUGCUCAAUAAGGGAAAACUUUAAAGAAAAGAGGGAGAGAUUAAACAAUUACAACAAAUCUACCAAACUUUUGACUAUAAAUAGAUCACUACACAUGUGGAUUUGUCUCAUCGAAGUAAAGUUUAUUAAAUUGAAAGAGCAAAAAAAGAAGUCUUACUAAACGCAAAGCAUUAAAGAAAUGGCAAAGAACCUCAACUCCGUUAGCUUCACCGUUCUCUUGCUGGUUCUUUUGGUGGCUUCCACCGAAAUCCUGAAGAGCGAUGCUGCAUGCUUCACGUUCUUAGGCGAGUGCGGGCCGGAGCCGUUUACAGGUUCAAAUGCUGAUUGCUUAGCGUGUUGUGUAGCUCUCUACAAGAGUCCACCAGUUUGUGCUGGACGUGUUGAGGGAGUCCCGGCUCACUGCCAUUGCUACAAAUCGUAAAGAGGUUAAAGUGUAACUUUUCUUUUCAUUCGGUGUGAUAAGGACAUUACAUGUGUGUGUUCACUUUUGCUUCCAAAUCGUAAAGAGGUUCAAGUGUAAGUUUCUUUUGCUUCCAAAUAAAACAUCAAGGGCAAAGCUUCACUGCUUCCCCUAAUAAAUGUAAGCUCAUGUUGUGUUCACUUUUGUUUCGUUCUGAAUAAUAAACUCGUUUUGUGUUCCUCAUUUCAUUCCCAACUAUAUUCAAAUUUCUGUCACUACAAAUUAUCUACAAAUAUUGACC
Arabidopsis thaliana (thale cress) is the source of this 716-nucleotide messenger RNA. RefSeq names its product defensin-like protein. The transcript is spliced from 2 exons. Gene Ontology annotation, cellular component: extracellular region. Lineage: Eukaryota; Viridiplantae; Streptophyta; Magnoliopsida; Brassicales; Brassicaceae. The coding region runs from base 194 to 436 and encodes 80 amino acids. The record is from RefSeq and is marked reviewed.